Salarias fasciatus (jewelled blenny) is the source of this 933-nucleotide messenger RNA. RefSeq names its product CAAX prenyl protease 2-like. The coding region runs from base 1 to 900 and encodes 299 amino acids. Gene Ontology annotation, cellular component: endoplasmic reticulum membrane. Gene Ontology annotation, molecular function: metalloendopeptidase activity. The transcript is spliced from 9 exons. The record is from RefSeq and is a predicted model, not a curated record. Lineage: Eukaryota; Metazoa; Chordata; Actinopteri; Blenniiformes; Blenniidae. Gene Ontology annotation, biological process: CAAX-box protein processing.
AUGCAGGGAGAGCACACCCACACCAGGUGCUGGGUGUGUGUGCUGAGCUGCCUCCUGCUGGCUUGUUGCUAUGUCGGGAGUCUGUACGUCUGGAAAGGAAACCUUCCAAGGGACCAUCCCAGUGUGAUAAAGCGCCGCUGUGUCAGUGUGCUGCUGGUCGCUGCUCUGUCGCCUGCAGCGGUGAAGACGUGGACGCACUGGGCUGAAGUCAGAGUGGAUGUUUCUGUGUUGGAGCUGAUGGGGGUUCGUAUGAAAGGUUUGCUUCCUGCACUCAUACUGCCGUUACUGCUAACAGUGGUUUUUUAUCUGGGCCCGCUGGUUCAUUCUGCCGUGGACAAUCCGGACGGCUUCACCGGAGAGCUGAACUCAGCACUGGAUGGUGGGUCGUGGAGGUUAUGCGUGAGGGACGCAGUGUGGCUCAGGAACCAGGUGGUGGCGCCACUGACAGAGGAGCUGGUGUUCAGGGGAGCCAUGCUGCCCAUGCUGGUGCCCUGCACUGGACCCACAGCGGCCAUCUUCACAGCUCCACUGCUGUUUGGUGUCGCUCAUUUUCACCACAUCAUAGAGCAAAGGCGUCUCGGCAAGGAUAGCAUGCAGGUCAUCCUCCUGGUAUCAGGAAUGCAGUUCCUUUACACAUCCGUGUUUGGUGCUUUUACUUCCUUCAUAUUCAUGAGAACAGGUCACGUGGCGGGUCCAGUGUUGUGCCACUCCUUCUGUAACAGUCGGGGCCUACCGGACAUCGGCGCUGCCCUGCAACACCCGCAACAUUCGCUUCUGCUUUUCCUGUAUGUCCUGGGCGUAGUGAUGUUCCUGGUGCUGCUCUUCCCGCUGACCGAUCCCUUCUUCUAUGGUGCCAUUCCCGUCUGCAGCCUCGCUCCGCCGUCAGCGUCUGUAUGCUAAGUUACACGAAAUAAAAUACAUUCAUUUUGUGUG